CGCACCUGUGGCCGGGAGCCGCUAGCCCGCAGCCGCCGCCCGGAGCGCUCCGCGGACCCGGGUCCCGGAGCUGGGCUGCUAGAUCCUCUCCCAUCCAGAACACACAGAUGCUCUGUUGUUGAGUAUCUCAUGAGGGCCCUUCUUCAACAGCAGGUGAGAGCGUGACUUGCCUGUAAGCCAUGACGGUGAUGCCUGUGCAGAUGGGGGGCCUGGCCCUGUCAGUCCUGGGCUGGCUGGGCACCAUCCUGACCUGUGCGCUGCCCAUGUGGAAGGUGACGGCCUUCAUUGGCUCCAACAUCAUCGUGGCCCAGGUGUUCUGGGAGGGGCUGUGGAUGAACUGUGUGUACGAGAGCACAGGCCAAAUGCAGUGCAAGGUCUACGACUCGCUGCUGGACCUCUCCUCAGACCUCCAGGCAGCCCGAGCCCUAGUUGUGGUCUCCAUUGUGGUGUCCUUCCUUGCCCUCCUUAUUGCCAUCUUUGGGGCUGAGUGCACCAGGUGCGUCGAUGACAAGGGAGCCAAGGCCAAGAUCUCCAUCACCGCUGGGGCUGUUUUCAUUCUGGCCGGGAUUGGGCUGCUCAUCCCUGUGUCCUGGUCAGCCAACACCAUCAUCAGCAACUUCUACAACCCCAUGGUUCCAGAGGCUUUAAAGAGGGAGUUGGGGGCUUCCCUCUAUGUGGGCUGGGCCUCAAGUGCCCUCUUGGUGUUUGGGGGGGCCACCCUGUGCUGCUCCUGCCCCCCCAGCCAAGAUGCACCGUACCCCAUGAAGUACAAAGCAGUGAAGCACUCCAGCCUGGGGAGCUAUGCCCUUAAGAACUAUGUGUGAGGAGCCCUGCCUUGCCCUCCCUGGAGACCCCCCUCUUGCCCCAUCCCAGCCCACGUACUUGCAGGGGCCCCUUCACAGCCAUCCAAACAGAUGUUGGCUUCAAGCCGAAGUGUGUGAAAUUUGCAGGGGUUCCCCUCCGUGUCUGGUCCUGCCCCACAUGUAUCCUUCCACCUCCAUCUCACCCCACCUGUCCCACUUCCUCACACGUUUCCCUGCCUGCAUCCCACCCUACCCAUCCCACCUCCCGAUGUGUAUCCCCCCUGCAUCCCACCCCACCUCCCCAUGCAUUUCCCUGCCUGCAGCCUAUCCUACCCCACCAUGUGUAUCCCCUCCUGUAUCCCACCUCCUGGGGUAUCUCCCCCGCCUGCAUCCCACUCAACCUGUCUCACCUCCCCAUGUUCCCCCCCACUGCAUCCCAUCCAUCCCACCUACUCAUGUGUAUCCCCCUCCACAUCCCACCCCACACGUCCCACACAUAUUCCCUCCUUGCCCAUGUCCCACCCCACUUGUCACCUCCCUACACGUAUCCCCUCCUUGCUGGUGUCCUGCCCCAUGCAUCCCCCCUCCCUGCCCAUGCCUUCUCCCCACCCACAUCCCACUUGACAUGUGUGCUCUCUCCCUGUCUAUUCUGUUCUGUGUAGGCUCUUACACCACACGUACUCCCAUCGUUUCUAAGUGCUAGUCGGCCCACAAAGGCUGGUGGACCUGAUCAUCAGCCUGGGCCAAUCAGGCACGUCCAGGUCAGCCUGUAGCCCUUUCCUCAGGGCUCUCUUUAUUCUUCGUUCUCAGCUGUGACUGUGGGGCCCCCCAGGCUCUAUAGCUGAAGGGGCUGGAUCUUCCCUAGCCUGGAGCAGGGGGCCCGGGGUUUCCUGCACUCUCACACCCUCCUGCUGCAGCCACAAGAGACCACACUCCAAACCCUCUCCUAGAGCUGGGCUCCUCUAUAUCCCCUGGCUGGGAAUCAUCAGCCCAGUCACUCAGUGCUGCCCAGAAGGGCCAUACUGGCCAGUUCCAGACAGGGGAGGUCAGUGCAGGCCAGCUUUGGCCUGGGCCAGAUCUCAGAGAAGCAGCUCCUGGGGACACAGGCAGCGGUUCCAGGCCCUUUGUUACUGGUAUAACCAGCUGUGGAACAGGCAGCAUUGAAGGACAGCCCCAGGAGGCUGGAGCCCCUGAGCCAGCCACAACACCCCACAACUCCUGUCCCUGCCACAAACCCCCUGCAGCCCCUGCCCAGCCAUGACCUCACCACAGCCGCUGCCCAGACACGACCCCCGCCCCAGGCCCCUGACCCAGCUACACCUCCACAGCCUUUGCUCAGUCCAUGACCCCCCACAGCUCCUGACCCAGCCAUGAUCCCCCCACAACCCCUGACCCAGCCAUUAUCCCUUCACAGCCCAUGCCCAGCCAUGACCCCCUGACAGACACUAGUCAAUCCAAGAUGUUCCCAGAGCCCCUGCCCAGUUUACAGCCCCCCGCCACAGCCCAUGGCCAAUCCAUGAUCCCACAUAGCCCCUGCCCAGUCACGACCCCCCCGUGACUUUAUUGACAUAAACUGUGACCAUAUAAGUCAUUGUUGCAAUCACUGUUAUAUAUUUGCAGCAAAUAUUGUACAAAGGUAUCGAGUGAGGCGUCUAUGAAAAGGUUAUGAUUUG
This is a messenger RNA of Gopherus evgoodei (Goodes thornscrub tortoise), 2476 nucleotides long. Its product is annotated as claudin-4-like. Gene Ontology annotation, cellular component: plasma membrane; bicellular tight junction. Gene Ontology annotation, molecular function: structural molecule activity. Gene Ontology annotation, biological process: cell adhesion; bicellular tight junction assembly. Lineage: Eukaryota; Metazoa; Chordata; Testudines; Testudinidae. The transcript has 3 exons. The record is from RefSeq and is a predicted model, not a curated record. Bases 180 to 824 code for a protein of 214 amino acids.